Rotaria sp. Silwood2 is the source of this 495-nucleotide messenger RNA. The record is from the annotation of a GenBank genome assembly. NCBI's taxonomy places the organism in Eukaryota, Metazoa, Rotifera, Eurotatoria, Philodinida, Philodinidae.
AUGGAUUUAUCAAAGAGGCCAAAUGAAUUAAGACCACUUCAAGAAUAUUAUAUUCUUGCACCCGGUCAUAUUUAUCAAGCUCCUGAUGCAGCAUCUGUUAUUAGUCAUCGAUUAUUAACUGCUGUUCAUCAUUUUGGCAAAGCUUUUGAUGAAGCUGCUUAUCAUCCUUCAUCAGGUUAUUAUUGGAAAACGAAUAAUUCAUCUGAUGAAUUAACAAAGAAAGAUUCAUCGAAAAAUAAAGUUUUAACAAAUACUCAACGUAUUCGUUUUGAAACAAUAUUUCCUAAUUAUCAUGAUCGUUUUCGACCACAAAUACCAGCUGGAAUAACAACACAAACUGCAAUACCUCCUUCAACAACAAAUAAUGAAACUGCAACAAUUGCUGGUGGAGAUACAAAUCUUCCACGAAAAGAACAACGUACACCAUCGGAUUCACAAUCAACUACAGGUAAACGACCUAUGAUCGAAGUUAAAAAACAAAAAACUCAAAAAUAG